This is a messenger RNA of Symbiodinium natans, 774 nucleotides long. The record is from the annotation of a GenBank genome assembly. NCBI's taxonomy places the organism in Eukaryota, Dinophyceae, Suessiales, Symbiodiniaceae.
AUGUCAUCAACCACAUGGGCUGGCAAUCGGUAUGCUGCCCUGGUGUCCGAAGAUGAAGGCGAGGAAGGCGCGAGCAAAGGCACUCGCCCGGCAAGAUCCAAGAAAAGAAGGUUGAAACAGAAGAAGCCUCUGAAGCUUCCCAAGGCGACGCCCGCUCAACCUGCGGAGCCUGCGGAGCCGGCGGAGCCGGCGGAAGCGGCCGCAAGCUUGCCAAAGCGCAAGAAGAGGAAACGAGUCGCUGAAGCUGACCAGGCUGACAGCCAGGGAGAGGGCGAAGCCGAAAACGAGUUAGAUACCAAGGAUGGCCAGGACUCUCAAGAAGGUCUUCUGAAGACUGGGACGACGAAGACUCUUCAGGGCGGGGUGACUAUCAAGGUCCUCCGAGAAGCGCCUGCGGGAGCGAGAAUCGCAACCAAGGGCUGCGAAGUGAAGCUGAUGUACGAGGGACGCUUGCCGGAGAAGAACGGCCGACGAUUUGACGUCGGAGAGAUUGAUUUUUUACUUGGAGAUGGCACAAUGCUGCCUGGUUUUGCCAUUGGCGUGGCCGGCAUGGGCGUCGGAGAGCGGCGGCUCAUUCGUGUCCCUUGGCGUCUUGGAUAUGGGAAGAAGGGCAAGAGGCCGAAGAUCCCCCCGAAAUCUGAUCUGGACUUCGACGCGUCGCUCACGUUCUGCGGCAUUGAUUGGAAGCGGCGUGUCAGCCACAAGCCCCCGGAGAUGUCGAACAAGCGCCGCGAGGCGGCGAAGAGGCGCGGCAAGAAGCCGAGGCCCGCGUGA